Messenger RNA from Notothenia coriiceps (black rockcod), 778 nucleotides. RefSeq names its product VPS10 domain-containing receptor SorCS1-like. The annotation marks the transcript as partial. Lineage: Eukaryota; Metazoa; Chordata; Actinopteri; Perciformes; Nototheniidae. The record is from RefSeq and is a predicted model, not a curated record. Gene Ontology annotation, cellular component: membrane; Golgi apparatus. The transcript is spliced from 7 exons. Gene Ontology annotation, biological process: post-Golgi vesicle-mediated transport.
CUCUACAGCUCGGUGGAGUUUGGAAGGAGAUGGCAGGUGGUUCACGAGAGAGUGGCUCCCAAUCGCUUCUACUGGUCGAAAAUGGGUUUGGACAAAGAGCCGGGCUUAAUUCACCUGGAAACCAGCAUCUCUGAAGGACAGGCACUGUAUGUCACCUGCAAGCUGCAAAACUGCACAGAUGCCAACAAGGGCAAACCAUUCCCGGGCUACAUUGACCCCAAUUCUCUGGUGGUGCAAGAUGAGUAUGUGUUUGUCCAGGUGUCAGCCGCGGGGAGGCCAAUCUACUAUGUGUCUGCUAAAAGAGAUGUCUUCACACCAAUGAAGCUACCCAAGUACACACUGCCCAAGGACCUGCAUGUGAUCAGCACAGAUGAGAACCGUGUGGUUGCGGCAGUACAGGAGUGGAACCAGAACGAAACCUACAACCUGUACGUGUCGGACACGUCGGGGGUGUACUACACCUUGGCUCUUGAGAACGUGGUCAGCAGCAUGGGCCACGAGGGUAACGUCAUGGUGGACCUCUAUGAGGUGGCUGGAAUAAAGGGGAUGUUCCUCGCCAACAGAAAGAUGGAUAGCCAAGUGAAGACACACAUCACCUACAACAGAGGCAGAGACUGGAGCCUCCUGCAAGCCCCGACCAAAGACCUGAGGGGCAACAGCAUCCACUGUGAGCUGCCCUACUGUUCAUUACAUCUCCAUCUACACGUCUCCGCAAAUCCCUACACAUCUGGAAACAUAGCCAGCAGGGACUCAGCGCCGGGGAUCAUUGUCGCAUCAG